This is a messenger RNA of Pochonia chlamydosporia 170, 5790 nucleotides long. RefSeq names its product AGC protein kinase. The record is from RefSeq and is a predicted model, not a curated record. Gene Ontology annotation, biological process: peptidyl-serine phosphorylation; phosphorelay signal transduction system. Bases 1 to 5790 code for a protein of 1929 amino acids. Gene Ontology annotation, molecular function: protein serine/threonine kinase activity; ATP binding. The transcript has 2 exons. Gene Ontology annotation, cellular component: nucleus; cytoplasm. Lineage: Eukaryota; Fungi; Ascomycota; Sordariomycetes; Hypocreales; Clavicipitaceae.
AUGGAAAGCCCUUCUGCCCCGCUGGCUGUGCCAGCCGUGUCCUCCUUGCGGGUCCAACAAGCUACCCCCAUGGAAAGGACCUUGAGCCAGGAUAUCCGAAAUGAGCGUGAGGAGCUCCGUGAGGCAGCAGAACAGACCCUCAAUGCCAUAGUCGACCUCAACUUGGACGGAACCAUCAAAUGGGUCAGUCCGUCGUGGACAGACGUCGUCGGUACGCCGUUCGAUGCCAUAAAUGGCAAGCCAAUGUCGGAUCUGAUCGUCAGCGAGAACAAAAAUGUAUUUACCGACAUGGUCGUUUCGAUGAAGAAGGACGAUUCCAAGAGCUAUAGGAUUCGAUUUGCCAUCCAACUCGGCCCGUUGUCCAAGCUGCGAUACGUCGAGGAACCCGCAGCCGAAGCCGAGGAAAAUGAACAACCAGCUGGUGAACCGGAGCCACAGACGGCUGACCUUGAAGCCCAGGGGAUCACGGUGUACGAUAGUGCAUCAGGGGGAGAGAGCCAUACCAUGUGGAUGCUUCGCCCAUGGACGGCUCCACAGGAAAUCCAGAUCGACCUGCCAGAUGUCAUUGUCGAUUCCCUUGGCUCUGGUGCAGAAUUGCUCGCCAGUUAUCUCACAAGGCUCGCUGAAUCCGGCGGUGACGACCUGGAAACGCGCGAGCCACCGGCCCCUGUUCUCUGUCGCAUCUGUGAAAGGCAGAUUUCCCCAUGGUGGUUUGAAAAACACACAGACCUGUGCCUUCAAGAACAUCGUGCCGAAAUGGACGUCCAGAUGGCACAGGAAAACCUGACAGAACAUCGUCAUGCCAUUGUCAGAGUUCUUGAUGCAUUGGAGGCACGGAAGAGCCGUUCAAUGACUGGGGAGCAGCAAAUAGGACCAAUGGCAGAAUACAAAGGCAUGCCCAUUGGCCCAGCCCCUUCUGCUCAGUCCUCGCCUGGAACCUCUUUAGCACGCUCUCGUGAGCGUACUGGGGGGUUUGGGCAUGCCAGAGCUCGCUCGUUUGCUAUACGCCGGCCCCAAGCCCGCAUCGUUGAGUUACUGAUGGAUCUGUGUGAUACCGCCAUUGAAAUCAGUACCCCUGCGAUGAAAGAGAUGUCCCAACCAGAUGAUGGGGAGUUUCGUACUCAAUCCCCACAGUCGGAAUCCCGAAUCUCACAAGUCCUUCAAUGGCAAUCGCCUAGCACGAAUACGCUCGAGCAGGAACAAGGGUUAGCAUUCUUGUGCGCAGACACGGAAAAGGUAGCCAAGUCAAAGGUCGAUGCAGUCUUCCGCCAUCGCAGAAUCAUUGAGUAUGCCGAACGCAUACGUAUCGAGAUGGCAGUACUGGUACAAGACUGUAUCGAUGAAGCCAUGAGAAAGGCCGCACAGAUCGCUGCUGGUCGGUUGAGCGAUUCCACAGAGGACGACGCCGAGGACGUGGUCGAGGAGGCUCCGCAAGAAGCUCCUCCGCAGGAAGACGACGGCGCUGCUGAGGUAAACGAAGAGCCUCGUGGACGGGCUGCCGAUGAGCUACCGAAGCAGUCCAUCUCCAGUCCUUCUGCUUUGGCUGCGGCCUUGCGGCAAAUGGAUCUAUCGUCGGGGGGUUCGAACCGCUCCCGUCCCACUUCAUUCAUUGCAUCAACAAGGUCCAGCAGUCCCAAGGAGUGUCCCACCCCACGAUCUACUGUUGACAGUGGCUCGAUUCCCGCUGGCAACGCCCGACAUGCGAGAAGGGGAUCGUCUCUCUUAUAUGAAGCUGAAAUUGCCGAAGGUGACGGAAGCUUCCGGUCAUCAUCUGUAGCCUCUCGCAAUGCAGCCAGAACGGAGUCACCGAUAUCUGAGUUCGGCGACUUGAGGCGUGCUGCCAGCACCCGGCAGCACCAUCGAAGAAGCCUCGUCAUACCUGGAACGUCUUCGCCUCGUCGUCAGGAAUCCCCAUCUCGUUCUACGCAGCCAUCCUCGCCGCUGCGGAUCAAACCCCGGGUCACACCCUAUCAGGAAGGGCUUGCCUCUCCUGAGGCGUCUCCAAUGUUCCCAACCAGUGAAUUUAGCUCGCCUGUAUCCCAUCCAGUACGCCAUCACAGACGCCAAUCGUCAGCAGCUAUAUCAGAUUUUAUUAUGAGAGCACCUCCGUCGCCGCGGCUGGGUGCAACUCAAGCUCCUCCACAGGCUCGCGCCGCACAGCCGUCUAUUAAAGAUUUUGAAAUCAUCAAGCCAAUUAGCAAAGGUGCAUUCGGAAGUGUAUAUCUCUCCAAAAAGAAAUCUACUGGAGAAUAUUUUGCUAUCAAGGUGUUGAAGAAGGCAGACAUGGUAGCCAAGAACCAAGUAGGCAAUGUCAAGGCAGAGCGAGCCAUUAUGAUGUGGCAGGGUCAGAGUGACUUUGUUGCCAAGCUAUACUGGACCUUUUCCAGCAAGGACUACCUCUACCUGGUCAUGGAGUACCUCAAUGGUGGAGACUGCGCCUCAUUGAUCAAAGUACUUGGUGGCCUUCCCGAGGAAUGGGUGACAAAGUACCUUGGUGAGGUUGUGUUGGGCGUCGAACAUCUUCACGAGAGAGACAUCAUUCAUCGUGAUCUGAAGCCAGAUAAUCUCCUCAUUGAUCAAAAAGGUCACCUAAAGUUGACGGACUUUGGUCUAUCACGAAUGGGACUUGUCGGCAGACAAAAACGCGCAUUAAACAGUGAGGCGGCGGACACGACGCCAGACUUGUUAAAGCAAGGUCCUUUUGCCAGGUCCACAUCUAUGGCUUCUUCCCGAUCAACCUCGCUUGACUUGCACGGUCAUCCCCAUUCCCCUACUGGGACACCAAUGAUGACCCCAGAUGUGGGAAGUGUUAGCCAACCGUCGUAUUUCAGCCUCGCAUCAUCCAUACCGCCCGACAAUCGACGGAUAUCUAGCGGACAUAGAAGCGAUAGCGGCGGCAGCGAGUCUCUGGCUCAUCUGCUGACGUCCUUCUCCCUGGCUGAUUCUGAUCCUGGAUCUCAACCACUGAGUGCCAAAGUUCCUCUUAUGGAGGACGACGUAGUCAUCCAGGGUUCUCCAGAUAUGAUAGCCAGCCAACCUAACAUCAGGGCCAGUGUGGACGGUCAUUCCCGCAACUCCCUUCCACCCUCCAACAUGAUGCCGCCACCAAUGGCUCUGUUCGAUCCCGAGGACACGAAUCGGCGCUUUGUUGGCACUCCAGACUAUUUGGCACCAGAAACCAUCAAUGGAGAUAAACAGGACGAAACGAGCGAUUGGUGGUCUGUUGGAUGUAUCAUGUUCGAGUUUCUAUAUGGCAUUCCGCCUUUUCACGCAAGCGAAGCCGAGCAGGUAUUUGACAACAUCCUAGCACGAAGGAUCCAAUGGCCAGAUGAGGCUGAUUGUGAGCCCAUCUCGGAGGAGGCUAAAGAUCUCAUCAACAAACUGUUAUGCAUGGACCCCAAGGAACGGCUAGGAUCCAAUCGUGAUGAAAAGUUCUCUUCUGGGGGAGAAGAAAUUCGGAGCCACCCCUGGUUCGCAAGUAUCAACUGGGAGACUUUGCUCGAGGACGAGGCACAAUUUGUGCCUCAACCAGAGAAUCCUGAGGAUACAGAAUACUUUGACGCCAGAGGCGCCGUCUUGCAAUCUUUCGCGGAGGAGAUUGAAGAUCAAAUGUCGCCGCAGUCUUCUGCUGGAGGGUUUGAGUACUCCGAUCGACCGCAUGAUGCUCUUUCACGAGUUCGCUCGCAAGUCAAUUCAAUUAAUCGGAAACUGAUGCCCCUACACAUUCCACCCCACGUUCGAGACCUGAAGUCGAGGAGACUGAGCGAACCGGUGGCUGCGGACGACUUUGGCUCGUUCACGUUCAAGAAUUUACCAGUCCUCGAGAAAGCAAACAAAGAUGUCAUCCAAAAAUUGAGGGCGGACGCAAUGGCGUCACAGAGCAAGCAGUCUGCCAUUAGUCCCGGGGGAGCAGCAAAUGUGACCUCGCCGGCUCCAUCACUAGAUGGAAGCCCAGUCUUGUCUACACACCUCCAUCGCACCAUUUCGAAUGCCAAAGCAGGGAAUCGGCCGCAAUCGCCAUCAGGGUACAGCCAUGCCAACUCGUCGCCAAGUCGAGUAUCACAGCCUUCAUCCCCUCUGCUAGUCUCGUUUGUGGCUGGACAAGGCGCAGAAGGUCGACGAAAGGCGUCGAGCAACUCCUCAAGCCUGUCACACCAGUCAGGACCAGCGUCGCUACAGCCUCACUCAUCGCUUGAUGUGCCUAAGGUGCCACCAAGUUUGCAAAAGGCGGCAACCACAGUCGCUGCAUCUCCCAUCAAGGGCCGUGGAUCGGCUCCGGCGCCCUUGGCACUGUCUCCGCAAAAACUCAUGUCCACGCCGCGACAAGGCAGCGGAUCAACUACGAGGUCCAGGUCUUUAACGGUGGGGUCGCAGGAAGCGAGCCCAAUAUCAUCCGAUGUUCUUCAACAUCAUCGUAAUCGGCGGAGUCAGGUGUUCGACAUGUCACCGUCAUCAUCGGACAAUGAAGGCGAUAAGCAUAAUGCUUUGCUGCGUGUACAACGUCGCAGGCAAAGCUCACGCCGGCUCUCACAAAUUGCAUUUGACAGUGGCCCUACCUUUAGACCUCUGGACGUUUUGAUUUGCGAAGAUCACCCCGUAUCAAGGAUGGUCAUGGAGAAAUUAUUGGAAAAGCUACGCUGUCGUACAAUUUCCGUGGCAAAUGGUUCUGAGGCCGUUCGCUACUCAAUGAGCGAAAUCCAGUUCGAUGUCAUCUUCUUGGAAUACAAGCUGCCCCAGAUCAGCGGAGCCGAUGUGGCACGAAUGAUUCGGGAAACCAAGAAUGCCAACUCUCACACUCCCAUUGUGGCAAUCACUGCAUAUCUUAAGGAGCUACAGGCGCCGCACUACUUUGAUUCCUUGAUUGAGAAGCCUAUCAGCUCCUCCAAGCUGACCGAGGUUCUACGCAGCCUGUGUCAAUGGCGUCCGGCAUCACCAAACCGGACAAUUUCAGGGCCGCUACCCAACCCUAUGCCCAUUGGUGUCAGGAAAACGAACCAACGAGCUGACGAUAGCCCGACGUCGAGCCUGUCUGCUUUUCCUGGACGACAUUCGUCUGCAAUGAUGUCCAGCCGCGAAGACUCCAUUACUUCUAGCAUGUUUGGGGAUUCAGAGUCGGUCACGACAGAUGACAUUCCCGUUGUCAUCAGCCGCAAGGCAACGGGCGAAUGGGAAGAAGGCGGCCUCGGCAUCACGGAAUCGGACAUUCUCUCCGCUGCAGAAGGCUCCCCAAAGGGAGUUCCGACUCUUUUGACUCAGCAAUCUGCGCCGGGGCAAAUGGAGCAUCUCCGCCAGGGAGACAGGACGCGGGCCAGAAGGGAAAGCGGCGACAGAAAGGGUAUCGAAGGAACCGACUCCGCAGAUGACGAGGAUGAAGAAACGGGGACGUCCAAGGGGAAGCACAGACGGCGGGGCAGCAAGCCACUGCAAGGCAAAUCGACGCUUCCCAGUUCGAAACUGGGCAUUGAAAUGAUGCGUGCCGACAGCCAUGAUAGCGUCACAGUCGGGUCCGAGAGCACCCCCGAGGCGGUAACACAAGUCGCCACAACACCAUCACAGGAAAUGGGCACUCCCGUACUUGCAGCAACUGAGGUGCCAGAGACUGUCACUGCACCGGAGUGCCAGAAAAAUACUACCCCAGCAAGCAAGCAGGAUAUGAAGCACGUAAGCAAUAUUACGGUUCCAGACUGUGCAGAUACCACGCCACGACCACCAGUAUCUACGCGCUCUGCUAGCGAGCUGACCUUGCUGGACACUUCUGAAGAGGCUACACCACGACCUGGUGGAAAAUGA